Gasterosteus aculeatus aculeatus (three-spined stickleback) is the source of this 1417-nucleotide messenger RNA. The record is from RefSeq and is a predicted model, not a curated record. NCBI's taxonomy places the organism in Eukaryota, Metazoa, Chordata, Actinopteri, Perciformes, Gasterosteidae.
ACACCCACACCUUUUUUCAGUAAGUUUCACUUCUCAGUAACACAGGAAAUAUAAGCUGCUGCUGAUCCAAAUCAUAGAGUCGGCGAGGACGUUUGUUCAGGAGCCGACUUCAAACUUGGCAAAGACGCUUUAUUGAUUAAGGAACGCAGCAACAUGCUCCAACCCGUGAUAGUGGGACUCGUGCUCAUUUCCUGCACUUGUGCAGAAAAUCCAGGAGUACAAGUCAUCUUGACUGACAAAGGACUGCAGUACGGAAAGCAUCUGGGUGCAGGAUGGAUUCAAGAGAAGCUGCCCCUCGUCACUUUCCCCGACAUCAACGGUCGACUCCUUGGCAGCAUAUACUACACGCUAUCGGGAGUCACCAUAACCAAGUGUGACCUUCCAGAGCCGUCCGUUGAGUUCUAUCAGGAGGUCAAUGGGGUGAAGACAUCCGUCUCGGGCCUCAGUGUUGCAGUAACCGGCAGGUGGACGACACAGUUUGGCCUAAUACAUGACGGGGGCUCAUUCAACCUGGCUUUGUUCAAUAUGGAUGUGACCUCUGAAGUGGCGCUGGGGAAAGAUGAUGGCGGGCAUCUGUCCGUCACAAGUGUCCACUGCAAUACUCGGCUUCAAGAUGUGAACAUGCAAUUUUAUGGUGGAGCGAGCUGGAUGUUCAACCCUUUGGUGGACUAUUUCAAGGGACAUAUCAAGAGUAAAAUAGAGGCUGCAAUCUGCCCUGCUGUGGACGAAUACAUCGCAAACCUGGAGUACCACCUACAGGCCAUGAAAGUUUCCUUUGAUGUGGAUGAAAACGUUACUUUUGACCUGCCUCUCAUCAGCAUACCCAUCGUUAAUGCUUCUAGCAUGAAUCUAGGUCUUAAGGGAGAAUUCUACAGCGUAAGACCUCGCAUAGACCCUCCCUUUGAGGCCCAGCCUUUCACCGUGGAGAAACAGCCGGGCUACAUGCUGUCAGUGGGCCUCUCUGAGUUUACUCUGAACUCCGCCUCGUUUGCACUCCACUCAGCCGGCCUGCUGCAGACCAUCAUCACCGACAGCAUGAUACCUCCAAACAUCCCUGUACACCUGAACACCAGCUGGAUGGGUCCUUACGUUCCCCAGCUUCCCAAGAUGUUUCCCGGACUUCUGAUGGUUCUGCAGAUCUAUGCCAGAGAAGUGCCCAUGUUUUCCUUCCAGUCUGGAGUUGUUAAGCUGCCUAUUGAGGGCGCUGUUAAAGCUUUCGCCAUCCAGCCAAAUGGGACCCAGAUCCCACUGUUCAAACUCCAUGUCGUGAGUACCUAUUAGUCUUCAUGUCAACAAAGUGGCUGCACAGUGGAUAUUAUAUACGUACAUUUAAGAUAAAUUACAACCAAUGGUAAGAGUAAUGAAAUUAAAUAAACUAUUAUCAUUUAUGAACACUGUUAUUUAUUAAAUAUAAAUU